Molecule: messenger RNA, 1337 nt
Organism: Sorex fumeus (smoky shrew)
Lineage: Eukaryota; Metazoa; Chordata; Mammalia; Eulipotyphla; Soricidae
Gene: ERICH2
Product: glutamate rich 2
Exons: 10
Coding region: 1-1269 (422 amino acids)
Source: RefSeq, a predicted model, not a curated record
AUGGACAACGGUAUUACAUUCUCCAGUCCUGCCGUCCACAAAGUAACCGGAGCAAGCGCGUUGCCGACGUGCUUCCGAGGGUCGUGCGCCCAAUUCGCUGCGCGGAUAGCGCCCACAAACCGCCUGGAUUUCGGGUCCCGCAGGUCUUCCUCCACCCCGCAAUUUGCUGGCAGUCCAGAGCAGGCUCAGGCCCCGCCCACCCAGGGCCCCACCCUCCGCCCGCCCCCAAACUCAUCGGGCCCCGCCCCCUUCGCCGCUUCCGGAGCCCGCGGCGCGCUCUUAGCCCCGCCUUUCGGCCGCGUCCACCACUCACGUCUGCCGCCGCUUCCCGGCAGCGUCCCGCCCCCGCUCCGCCCCUCCCCGUCUUCCGGAGCCCGCCCCGCCGCGCCCCGCCUCUCUCCUCCCACUUUCCCCUCAGUGCUUCGCGGCGGCUCGGGCGCGCCGUCUGGUCUCCUGGGCGACGCGGCGUUUCCAGCUCCCGGCUCGAAACACUUCGCUGGACCAGACGUGCGACCCCUGAAGUCGGCCCUGCGGAUCGUCGGCGUGAGCCAGCAGCCAGCCGGUUCGGACUUGGCGAGGCGGCGCGUGAGCAGAAAUCCCAAGUUACCAAAGUACAGACAGAAAAGUAGAUUGCUAGAAUGUGAUCCAAAGGAAAAGGUUAUCAUUGAACCCAAUGAAGCAGUGUCAAAGAAAAAAGUUUCUACAAAAGUUAUUGAAAAUAAAAUCUCUCAAAAGAAAAUUGAUAAUAGAGAAUCUACAAAGAAUAUUGAAAAUAAAGACACAGAAACAAACUUACAAUCAAAACUGCGGCCAUUUUCCUUAAGAGAAAGCAAAGGUGAAAUUUGCAAAGAUGUUGUCAUAGCAGAACAGGAGAAAAAUAAUGAAUAUUCGCAUCAGGAAGCUGAUGUUAAGUUGUCUGAAUCCAUAGAUGAUGAUGAAGAUACCAGUGAUGAAGAUUAUGAAGAUGAUGGUAACUCUACUAAGGAGACUCAUGCCCCACUAGAGUUAAUGGCAGAAUUUCUGAGAGCAGAAAUGGGUCAUGACUACCAUCUGGCAAAAAAAUUAUGUCAAAUGAUCCUGAUCUAUGAACCAGAAAAUCCUGAAGCCAAGGAGUUUUUCUCAGUUAUUGAAGAAAUGUUGCAGAUGGAAAAAACUCAGAGUCCUGAGGAAGGUGAUGAAGAGAGUGAAGAGGACAGCAGCAGUGAGAGUGAAGGAGAAAGCAGCGAGGAUCCAAGCGAAGAAAGCUCUGAUGAAUGUGAGGAUGACUGACCAGACUUGCUGCUGUGCUAUAAAUGCCGUGUGUUUUCAUUACUGCAUGCAUGAAAAAUAUAAAGGAU